AUGAGUGACGACAGUGAGAACGGUCAUUCAAGAGACGGAAUAGACAUACGUACACCGUCAGUUCAUAUAAGAAUCGAAGAUCUUGGCACAAGUUCUAAUCCUAUUGUUCUUGACGCUUCUCCAAUUGUAUCACGGCCUAGCAGUGAAGCGCCGAGAGGUAGAGGAAAUCCGUCUGUUCGAUCGUCUCGAAGAAAGUGUCCUCUUGGGGCAUACGUUGAGAUUAUUGACGAACCGAUAUCUCCACGAACGCAAACUACCGUAACCAAUAACCCGGCGGAUGUCGAGGUAGCCGUGGAACAUGGAAUGGAUACAACGGAAGAAUGUGGUCCUUUUCUUCAAGUUCCAGCUAGUUUUGAAAUACUAAUGAGAUGUUCAAUUUGCAUGGAAAUAUUCCAUAAUCCAGCCAACGUCAGCCCAUGCAAUCACAAAUUUUGCCAUUCUUGCCUUUUAUCAUGGAAAAGGACGAAUCAGACAGCUGUCUGCCCUCAGUGUCGUGGCCCCAUUCAUUCAAUGCAAAAAGAUGCGCAAUUCAACGAAGUUGUUCAGUCUUUUCUAUUAGCGAAUCCGUCUAAACGUCGAUCUCCAAGUGAGCUGGAAUCUCUCGACGCAAUGGAUACUGAAUGUACCGAGUUUCAAAAUGGAAAUCAACGAGGACGUCGACGAGGUUCUGUGCCACAAACGCGUAACAGAUCUUUAAGGGACAGAACAGUUCGCACCCCACUGUUAGUUCGUGUAAGCCAAAUCCGUGCUCAUCGACCGGUUCAAAGACAACGUGGCAAUCGAGGUAUCCUCGAAGAUUGGUUCAACAUAUGA
Molecule: messenger RNA, 813 nt
Organism: Haemonchus placei
Lineage: Eukaryota; Metazoa; Nematoda; Chromadorea; Rhabditida; Trichostrongylidae
Source: the annotation of a GenBank genome assembly